GGUCCAGGAGAAUCAGUAGCUGACGGGAUUUUCUGGGAAGGUCGAUUUUCCCUAUCGUCUAAUUAGGCGUUCUCUUUCUUGUUAGUGCAUUUAAUGACGACGUUUCCAAAUAGUUAAUCUAGAGAGAGAAAAUUCGGUUGUCUGUACUCGCUCUCUAUUGAGUUUUGUGCGCAGAGAUAAGCGAUAGGAGCUCCCGUCUCCAAGGAAUUGGAGGCACACGUCUCUCGUCCAUGUCCCUGCUGUCAAUGUAAAUCGCCCCAUUUCACUUUAACUUCCUCUGCCUUCUUUCUAUUUAUAGUUUGUUUUUAUGGUUCUCAAUCUGAAUUUUUGAUUCUCCUUGAAAGCUAUCCAUCUUUUGAACCCAUCCAUCUCUUUCUAGGUCUUGGAAUCAUUCCUUGCAUUUCCAAUCUCUCUAAAAUCUCGAAGUUGCUUCUCCCAUUGUGAUUUUGAAUCUCCCAUUGUAAUUUCUUUGAAACCCUCUACUACAUAUUUGUCUCUGUUCCUCCGUUUGUCUCUGUCAACUUUAAGCAAUUUUCACAAUAAAAAAAAAACAAAAGUCCGCAGUAACCCAUGAAUCACUUUUCUCUUCUCUCUCUCCUAGGAAUUGCAGAGUUCUAGUUUUUAGUUCGUUGUUUCGUAACCAAAUCAAAACCCAAAAAGUGCAGUUAGUUUUGUUUCAUUCUCUAGGGAUUGCAGUUUUCUGUUUUGAGUUCUAUCCAAAUCCAGUCGGUUUUUUUAAUAAGAAAAUCAAAACCCAAAAAUUUGCAGUUGCUUUUUUUUUGUUUGUGAAAUUCUCUUCUUUUUUGUAUUCCAAUUUUCCCAGAACGAUGAUGGCUCUUGGGUCUUCUUGUUGUGGGCAUGGCUCCUCAUCCACCCUCUCUCCACUCGCUCAACCAUUUACAGUUGAUCACUAUUGCAUAAAAAAACCCACUGAAUCUCCUGCUCAAAUUGCUGAUCAAUCCCCUUCCGAUCCCUACAAUUCCUCUUCAAGGCCCUACAAUCCCUCUCUGAGGAAUUGGCUUCAUUUGGGGCCUAUUCCUGAUGGACUUUUUCACUCCUCCAUGGAUUUAGAAACUGGUAUUACUGGCAUGUCAUCUAGCCACGCAGUUGGUUUUGGGUACUUUGACAAAGACCUGAACUCCUCUUAUAGUCGAAAUUUCUCGUAUUCGGAGGAGCCUGAACCAUUAUCAAGCAACCCAAUUGAGGCUGAAACUUAUUUUCCCCAAUACCCUUUAGAGGUGCCUGAUGCAUGUUCAAGUUUGUUUGCUUCGAGUGGGUCUUCUCGAGCCAAUUUAGUUGGCAGUUCGGGAUAUGAAUCAGCUCCUGUUACUGUGAAUUCAGAGAGGUAUUCAAUGAAUAAUUUUGAUUGUUUUGGUAACCCCCCUGGUUAUGUGUUGGAAACCAAGUGGAAGAGCCCUUGGAUUGAGCCUCUUGAUGGGCAGCAAGGUCAAGGGAAGGGGCAUGAGCAGCUCACAGGCGAGUGGUUUACCAAGUGGCCUCUUUCAUCGGUUAAUGGAGCAUGUUCACAAGAUCUGUGGAAGCAUCAACCAGGUGGUCUCACUGCACAUGAAAAACCUCACGGCAUCUGGCAAGGAAAGCAGAAUGAAUAUUGUGGCAGCCAAGUCCCUUCUAAAGCCCUUGAUGCAACAUUUUCAGACCCUAGUUUAUCGACCAAAGUUUCAGAUGAGAAUGCCCAGGCAACUUCUUCUGCAAUGCCAAGAGCAUCAUCGGUUUCAGCAGCCGUUUCAGCACUUGAAGAUACAUCAAACCCUAAAUUCGCAGAUCUCAUGUCAUUUGGACCAACUUGGAAUCCCUUGAACAGAAACCCCUCUACUUUUGAUAGUUACAUCUCUGAUAUGGAAUCAUGUCCAACUACUAACCCGACUAUCUUUUACCCAUCUAUGACUUCUUUGUCACCAUCUCAAACAUUCAGACCUCAAGGAAGUGCCAUUGGCAAUUCCACAGGUGACAUUUCUAUAGAUGCACAGGAUGGCAGCAACCAACUUGAUGCAAAAGAAGAAGAUCACACCACAACUAAUGGAGUUCCUGAGGAAAGAACUGACACUCAACAAAGGUUGUCCAAUUUUUAUGCAAAGCAUGCUAUUCCAUAUGCUUUAAAUUUUUGUACUGGUGUUUUCGGGACCAGCAAUGCCAUUCCAAGUUCACUUGGAACAAUUAAUCAGCCAAUUUCCCCCAUCGAUUCAGCCAGUUGGAAGCCUGCCCCUGAUUUUCAAUACCCUACAUAUGGACCUGCUCAAAAUGGCAAUCCUCAAACUCUUGUUGAUGAAUCUGUGCAGUUUAUGGGCUUGAAACAGUGCCAACAAGCUAUUGCAGUCAGUGACGAUGAGGAAAUAUUUUUUUCCCCAAAACUGCCAGCUUACCAUCCUUCCCCAUCUCCCUCAAGCCAGCCUUCAGUUACAAUGACUUCUCUCCAUGAAACUGAGAACAAUUUUGGAUGCACCAAUGAAACGAUAUCGACCAUCUGUGAACGUGGCUCACCCAUAUUGGCUAAGGCUGGCCGUCAUAUUGAUCCACGUAGUGAGUCGCCUUCAGUUCCAAAAGACAAUAAGGAGCCGAUUAUUUUUGAGGCUGGGAUGACUGAAAAUGAGGAGACUAAUGGGCAUACUUCUGAUGGGUUGCCUGAUUUUUUCCAACCAAAUGAAAGUGUCCAAGACCUGCCUUCGAAUGGGGUUGGAUGUUCCAAUGCUGAGACUUGUGAAGCAUUAAAUGGUUCAUUACAUGUAUCGAAUGGAUCUUUGGUUCCUAGGGUUGAUUCCCAUUUACUUGUUAAUAUGAUGCAUAACCUGUCGGAUUUACUUCAUUCUAGUUGUUGCCUGAAUACAGAUGCCUUGAAGGAAAGUGACUUUGAUGUUCUCAGUCUCAUCUUAAGAAAUCUGCAUCAGUGCAUCCUUAAGAAAAGGGGAUUGUCAGGGGAUCUUCAGAGGUCAUAUUGUUUUGGCGGGUCACAUCACGUACAAAAUUCAGCUGAUAUGGACAAGGGACAUGCAGAAGAAAAAUCUCCUAUUGCAGGAAUAGAGGUUAAGGAUGCUCCGAGUCAGUGCAACAAUGAGGGUCACGAUACUGUGGAAGGAUCAAUGCCUCCUGGGUCACCCAGGAAACCUGAUGAUUCCCAUAAAUUUGUUGCCACAAGUAAUAAUAUGGCCUUCAAGAAAGACAAUGAUAUAACCCAGGACAUGGAAAAGACUUUGAAGAAGAGCUUUGAUGAGGAGGGAUCUCAGGACCUUGAAACACUUCUGUACAAGAACCUUUGGAUUGAGAGCGAGGCUGCACUCUGUACAAUGAAAUAUGAGCUGAAAUCCGUUCAGAUGAAGUUGGAGAUGGAGAGAAGCAAGCAACUUGUGGAAAAAGUUGGCACCAUGAUGGAAUCUGUAAACUUAGAAGAAACUAUCACAAACUCAGAAGUGAAAAGUGCGAAAGCAACAUGCAACACUAGCAUCGAAGAUGUUCAGCCAACCUCAGAAGAAGCUAAAGAAACCUCAACCAAUCAUAAAACUAAACCAGAUGAAAAACCAGAUGAAAAAGUUGAGGCUCAAUCAGAAGACAUAACUGCUGUUAUGGCAAGAUUUAUGGUCCUCAAAAACCGGAAAGAUCCCUCAGUUUCUCCACCACAAGAAUGUGAACCAAGGUUUUCUCUAAGAUCUAGGUCUUAUUCUAACUUGGAUUUUCUAACCAAGCUACAUAGUUCACGUACAGAAGAGGAAGAAGCAGCCAUGUCUAUCAUUCCCUCUUUCUCUGAUGGGAAAACUGAAACAGGCAGAACUCAGUCAGCAUAUAUAGAGGGGAAGGAAAGGCUCUUUGCCCAAUGGGAAGUUGAGACAGGCGGGACUCGACCUGUACUUAGAGAGAGACAAUGUGAUAGUGGUAAUAGAUCAGGACGGCCGGCAAUUUUAAGAGACGUGCGCGUUUGUGGUGCACCUCCAGUUCCAGCUUAUCAGACUUUGGGUUUCCAGCGAUAUUUUGAGAAUCCACCAGGUCAGAGGAGCCCCUUCCCGGAGAGCCCUUAUGAUUGGGAGCAUGUUCUUUGGGAUGAAUUGGUGUAGUGGAGGAUGAUCCCUGACCCUGAACUGAAUAUUUGAAACUUGGCUUUUUUGGAUGGGUUUGCUUUUUUUUUGUUUUUAGGAAUGUUUUUCAAGCCAGAUUUGGUGAUUCGGGUUUCGAGGAGAACAGACAGUGUAAUGGAGGGAAGCAUUUUGUAUACUUUGGACAUGCCUGCCGUCACAUCAUACGAAGUUUACAAAUAUCGUUUUGUGGGACUAGACUUCAGUUGGGUUUGCAGGAUGUUUUGACUGUUAAAAUUGUUGUUCUUUGGUCACCGCUGUUUACACUUUGGACAUGCGUGUCCAUUAUAUGAACUAUCUUUUUAGACUUCCAGCUUGUUUUGGAGCAGUUUGGACUCGUGAAAUUGAUGGUCUUCUUUGAUGAAGUGAAACUGAAAACAGUACCUAUAGAUGUGAUUAUGUUUUAA
This is a messenger RNA of Amborella trichopoda, 4486 nucleotides long. NCBI's taxonomy places the organism in Eukaryota, Viridiplantae, Streptophyta, Magnoliopsida, Amborellales, Amborellaceae. The record is from RefSeq and is a predicted model, not a curated record.